AUUUUAAAGAUGUUUUUUCCUACUUUAUUCCUUCUUCUUUUUUUUUUCUUCAUAAAGACUUUUUGAUGUUUCUUUCAUACUAGUAUAUAUUUUUAUUAAAGCUAAACUCUUUUCUCUCCACACAAAAUCCAUUUUCUUCAAGUAUCAACCAUGGGGGGUGAAAAGACUACUAUCAUGGUACUCAAAGUUGAUCUUCAAUGUUCAAGCUGCUACAAAAAGGUUAAAAAAAUUCUCUGUAAAUUCCCUCAAAUUAGAGAUCAAGUAUAUGAUGAGAAGGGUAAUACAGUCACAAUCACUGUUGUUUGUUGUAACCCUGAAAAACUUCGUGACAAAUUGUGUUGCAAAGGAUGUGGAGUAAUCAAAAGCAUUGAAAUCAAAGACCCUCCAAAGCCCAAACCUCCCGAAAAGCCCAAAGAGCCCGAAAAGCCCGAACCUAAAAAGCCUAAAGAGCCAGAAAAACCUAAAGUUGUCGUCAUUGAAAAGCCCAAGGAGCCUGAGAAGCCUAAGGUUGUUAUCAUUAAAGAGCCUGAAAAGCCUAAGACACCUGAAAAGCCAAAAGAAAUUGAGAAGCCCAAGCCCAAAGAGCCCGAAAAGCCCAAAGAAGUUCCUAAACCUAAACCAGAGCCCGAAAAGCCCAAAGAAGUUCCUAAACCUAAACCAGAGCCCGUAAUGCCAAUGCCAAUUCAAGAAUACCCACAACCGCCACACGGAUAUUGUUGUGGACAGUGCUACGGAGGCCAAACUGGGGGCCCAUGUUAUCAAGGGUACGGAAGACCGGUCCCUCCGCCCCCGGAAUACUGUUGUGGACAAUGCUACGAAGGCCAAACCGGGGGCCCGUGCUAUCAAGGGUGGGGAAGACCGGUCCCUCCGCCGCCGUGUUACGAUAACUAUGGGCCUGGGCCUGGGCCUGGGCCUUAUGGCUAUGGUAGGGGCUGUUGUGUGAGCAGAUGUGAUCAGUACUUUAAUGAUGAAAAUGCUAAUGCUUGCUCAAUUAUGUAAGGUGGCCCAAUAGGUAUGGGUCAAUGUCUGGGCUCUUCAAUGUGGGCUUCUAUUAAUGGGGUUGUCUUUUUCCUCUUUAAAAAUUGUUAUAAAUGAUAAACUAUGUAUAGGUAAUUUUCUUUUGUAAAAUAGAAUAAAAGAUGUUAAUUAGAUUGUUGGCUAAGUCUUGAUUGAUUAAUAAAUGUCAUUUUUCAACAUUA
Molecule: messenger RNA, 1199 nt
Organism: Solanum pennellii
Lineage: Eukaryota; Viridiplantae; Streptophyta; Magnoliopsida; Solanales; Solanaceae
Product: protein PYRICULARIA ORYZAE RESISTANCE 21
Exons: 3
Coding region: 151-999 (282 amino acids)
Molecular function (GO): metal ion binding
Source: RefSeq, a predicted model, not a curated record